CGAGGACCCCCGGCAUGGCCGGGGAACUCUCACCACGGCCAGGAUACCUUGUAUGGCCCGGGGACACCCACCAUGGUUCAUGGUCUCAGCCCUCAUCGUGGCUUGGUGACUCUCACCAUGGCUUCAGGAUCCCAACCGUGCCCUGGGGGCCUCUGCCAUGACCUGGGACCACCACUGUAUCGUGGAGAACCCGUUGUUCCGGGGCACCUCAGGCGUUUGCGGAUAUCCAGCCAUGUGGGAUGCCCAGCAGGGCACAGGAGGUGCUCUGGGAACUCUGCUUUUCUGGCAAUUUCCUGGCAGUGAGUCAUGGUGGUGCCAGUCUCGGGCACGGGAGUGUGCAGGGCUGGAUGGCACUUUCAGGAAGUGAAACGGGUGCCAGGAAAACACCCCAACAGCCCGAGUCCACGCAAGCCUGGCCACGCACAUCCCCGGCCCUCCCAGCAUGGUGCAAUCUCCGGCACACCGGAUGGAGGUGAGGAUGAGGAAGGCCCCUAAAGGCCAUGUCUCUGAAGGCCAUGUCCCCAGGUCAGAAGAAACUGAGCGGACAGCAGUGUUAUGAGUAGAAAAGUUGUCCAGUUAUUAAAGGUUACAGAGUUCACAAGUUAAGCGAAUUGCUGCCAAAUUCGAGUUCUAACUAUUUGUUGUUAAUAAUUUCAUAUUGUAAUCCUCUGUUGUUAAUAGUUUUCCUUUAAUUACCUGUUCCUGAUGGUUAGUUAUCCCCCUUUGGUACCCGGGACUACGAAGAGGAGGGGACAUCGGGGUUGGCAUGCAAAUGAGGAAACCCCUCAACAAAUCUAGCAGGAAAAACCCCUAAAAAACCCGAGCCACCAUGGAAUUAAGAGAUCAAAGUGAUGCCUAGACGUGAGGAACAGCAUCCAGUAUCCGCUAAGACCCUUUUUACCCCUCACCCUAACCUAAAAGAUGUCGGCUAGAAAGAGGACCUCGAAUGUCAAACCCAAAAAUUGGGGAUCCUCUGGUGUUCUUGUAAGGAUGGAAGCCUCAGCUCUGACUGCAGACCAGCAGACACAGAUGCACUCUUCUUCCUCCUCCGUGCCGCUCCUGGGAGCAGUGGCAGCGUGAGUGCGACCCAUCAGUUCUCCCCACCUGAGCUGAUUUUUAAUAAAGGCAUUAAAAAGGAGAAAGAUCUCCUUCCCUAUUUAUUUCAGCAGGGUCCUGCACCCACUGGUGUUGGGGCAGUGCGUACAAGAGGGGUGACAUAGGAGGCACAACUGGCCAUGGCACCAGGGGUCUGGGCAGUACGGGAGGAAGCUGUGGGGAAAUGGUGGAGAGGCAGCGCUUGCAUCACCGGCCACGUCCGGGACACCCACAGUCCCCGGCCCUAACGGUGACAGUGUUGUCACAGCUGGGCUGGGGCUGGCGCUGGGACUGGGGUCGGAGCUGGCUCUGAGUGAUUCCAACUCCUGCUGUGUCAACCAAAUGGCAGACUGGCACAUGGUCAGAGGCCCCACACAUCAACGCCAAACACCCCUCCGCUCUCUGCCCCACACACCAGCCCUGGAGCAUCCUUCUGCUGUGCCCCACAACCCAGCUCUGGCUCAUCCCCAGCUCUGACCCAUAUCUGGUCCUGGAGUAUCCCCCGCUCUGCUCCAUGCUCUGCCUCCCCACUGCACUACUUGGGGGCAACCAGCCCCGCCCCCAGCCCUCCAGUCUCAACAGAGUAAUUGGGCAAAACCAGGCGUUGCGAAACCUGGAAAUCCCACUCUGACGGCACUUCCUUCUACAGGCUCUUGAAAACCAGGCACGCUGACACUGGGCUCAGAGAGCAGCCAAGCAGCACUGCAGGCAGAACAGGCAGGAGCAGGCAAAUAAGUGCCUCAGAAGUUUGCAGGUGCUGUGAAGUCUCAGCCCAGAACUCUUCAGACAGUGGUGGCAAUGGCAUUCGUCCCUGACUUGGACACACUGGAGAGCAGCAGCCUGAACGAGGAGACGUUGUAUGGCCCCAGCUGUCUGUGCCCGCAGAAGGUAAGGCUGUGGUGGUGGGAGUGGUGGGGUCCGUGUUGUAUGGAAGCCAGGCUCUCACCCUACAUCCCCUUUCUUCCCCAGAAGCCCCGGCUGGACUUGGAGGGGACAUCGCCUGGGGUGGGCAUCCAGGUGACAGUGACAAAAGGACCCCUUUCCAGGACCUUUCGCCAGGCUGCCAUCCUGGUGGUGGCUGUGACCAAGCUCUUGAAGCAGCCAGCACGCAAGGACUUUGCAGACAGUGACCUUGGCAGCUUCUUGGAUGAUAUUUUCGAGCCCGUCUCCUUCCAGUGCAUCAAGGGCAGUUAUACCAGGGCACCCGUUUUCCGCUACACUCGUUCCCAGUCCUUCGACAUCCUGGACAUUGACCACAAGUGCUUCGUACUGGAGUCACCCACCCAGCUGGUGGCCCUGCACCUGCAGGGACCCUCUGCUGGACAGAAAGUGAAGCUCAACAUUGCUCUGUACCGUCCCCGGUCAUCGCAGGGCGCUCCAGGCUCUGGGAGGGUGCCAGUGGCCUUGGGCAUCAAGGGCUACCAGCUCUACAUGUCAUGUGUGAUGAGUGGCACCAAGCCUGUGCUGCAGCUGGAGGAAGCUGACAUCAGGAGGGAUAUUGAGAGUGUGGAGCUGACCCGCUUCAUCUUCUACCGCCUGGACAGCCCAGCUGAGGGGACCACACGCUUCGAGUCAGCCGCCUUCCCUGGCUGGUUCGUCUGCACAUCUCUGCAGCCCCGCCAGCCCGUGGGCAUCACCAACACCCCAGACCAGGUGAACAUCGCUACCUACGAGCUGAGCAGGCGCUGAAGACCCUGCACCAACCCAACUCAACCGGCAGUCACCGGUUUUCAGGCUGUAUGUACUAAGUACAACCCCUGGGACACAACCUCCCUCCUCAUCUAUUUCAUGUGAAAUAGCAGCUCUGGGCCCCAUGGGCUCGAGCCAUCCCAGUCUAUAUAUAUAUGUAUUUAUUUAUUUAUUUAUUGUGUCUUCCCAUUGCUUUGGUACUUACUUGUUGUGCCCCUUAUUUAUUUUUGCUUUUAACUUGUAUGUGGAUGGAGGUGGAAAUAAAAAGUUUUCUAGGACAGCAUGGCUCAGCUCAUUACUCAUGGGGGAUGGAGUUACAGAUGGGAAAAUCCUUCUGAUUUGGCUGCUUUUUGGGUGAAAAUUCAGGGCAUGGGGGACCACCUCACAGCCCAGGGACCACCCUGACCCAUGCAGGACCCUCCACCACUCUGUCUCCGUGCCCACACCACAGCUGGGAGGUGGCUGAGGUGGGCAUCCCAUGGUGGAUCCCUGGCAGCUGCCUGAAACUGUCACCUCUGCCCCAGCUAUGGCCAGCAAAUGGCAUGGUGGGCCACAGUGCAGCAGGACAACGAGUAGCGUGGCAUUACAAGGUGUGGCAUGAUAUCACAUAGUACCAUGUGGAGCACUAAAUAAUACAAUGUCACAUAACACCAUGUCUUAUCAUGUGGAACAGCAUGGUGCAGUAUAGCAUGGUGUGCUGGCAUGGCAUGGAAUGGCAUGGCAUGGCCAGAUGUGGCAUAGCAUCACACACCAUGCCGUGGUGCUGUCAAAAAUAGGUUGUAAACUGUUGUAAAUAGUUGAUAGAUUGUUAAGCAUGUACUGUUAGUUUGGUUAUUAUAUUGUACAAGGGGUUAAAAGGGUAGUUGUAAGAAAUAUGGUACUUACCAUACCAUACCAUACCAUACCAUACCAUACCAUACCAUACCAUACCAUACCAUACCAUACCAUACCAUACCAUAACCACACCUCAGUAAAGUGCACCACGAGCCAGCCUGGACAGAACUGUGAUGGCCAAUCAAGUGCCUUAAACCUUCCUGCAAAUGAAGGAUCCAAACAGAAACCAAUACAAAAGGACAGAAAACAGGAUAAAAAGGGACA
Molecule: messenger RNA, 3882 nt
Organism: Zonotrichia albicollis (white-throated sparrow)
Lineage: Eukaryota; Metazoa; Chordata; Aves; Passeriformes; Passerellidae
Product: interleukin-1 beta
Biological process (GO): immune response; positive regulation of gene expression; cytokine-mediated signaling pathway
Molecular function (GO): interleukin-1 receptor binding; cytokine activity
Source: RefSeq, a predicted model, not a curated record